This is a messenger RNA of Salvelinus namaycush (lake trout), 1356 nucleotides long. RefSeq names its product transmembrane protein 200A-like. The transcript has a single exon. The coding region runs from base 1 to 1356 and encodes 451 amino acids. Lineage: Eukaryota; Metazoa; Chordata; Actinopteri; Salmoniformes; Salmonidae. The record is from RefSeq and is a predicted model, not a curated record.
AUGAAGACCCAGAAGGCCGGGGCCCCCGGGGGCCCAACGCCAAGCUCUCCUUCCCCACGCCAACGGAUGUCUGGUUUCAGCCUGCGGGGCCGGAAGAAGAAGGAGGGCCUGAUCCAAGGCAAGCUGCGGAUCCGCUCUGUGGCAGGAGCCUUCCUAGUGCUGGGGGUCAUCGUGGUGGUGGUGGGCACGGCUCUGGCAGUGGCUGGGUACUGGCCCUACCGGACCCACCGAUCAUCACAGCUCCUUGGACUUGGACAACAAGGCUCUGGUUCUGUGGACAGAGCAGCAGGAGGUAGAGGUAAGGGUGUCUCUGAGCCCCAGUCAUCCGGUUGGAGCCUGGGUGCUAAGAGCCUCCUGACCUCGACCAGUCUGAUCCACAGUGAGCGGAUGAAGCUCCUGGGACCAGUCAUCAUGGGCGUGGGGCUGUUCAUCCUCAUCUGUGCCAACACGGUGCUGUACGAGAACCGCGACAGAGAGACCCAGAUGCUGCUGGCCCAGAUGCAGAGCGUCAUCUGUUCGGUGUCGGCGGCCGUGCCCUCGGCCGACCUCUCAGACAUGGCAGCAGCCAACUCCAUGGCCAGACACUACCAGUGGGUGAGCAGUCUGCCUGCCACCCACCUUAACAUCCUCUGUCUGCAGCAGCUAGCCAGCUCAGAGCCCCUGCUGCAGACGACCAGAGACAGCAGGGAGGAGGAGGAGAGGGCUGACUAUACGUACCAGCAGGCCACCGUACAGACGGAGGCUCUACACCACCAGGAGUCAGCCUCCACCCCUUCUCUCCACUCCUCCCAUUCCAACUCCUGCAACUCCAGCAAGACGGACUUCAACACGCGGUGGGGCGGUGGUGGUGGUGAGCCAGGCGUAGGGGGCUCCAGCCCAGACCCCCAGCCCGCUCACCUCUUUAAGCUCCACAACUGUCUGGUGUCAGCCAGCUCCAUGUCCACUCUGGGAGGGGACGACUGGUCGGAGGUCACAGCCAUGCUGCCCAGGCGCUCCUACAGUCUUAGCUACAGGACUAACCCCGGCCCUCACUGGCCCCAGACUGUAAUACGUCUACAGGAAGGGGCCAUGCGACCUGGGGGACCUGGGGCAGACCCACAGAUAGUGCAGCCCAAGCCCACGCGGAGGGAGCGCAGCUUGGACGUGUGUGUGAACAUGUUUAGAUGCGUGGAGACCCCGGAGCUCACUCCUGUAGAGGAGCAGAAGCACGGCAGCUGGCCCAGGUUAGACCUGGGCUGUGCCCGCAGGUACCUGAAGCUGGACAAUAAGGAGGACUCGGUGGACAGACUGCUAGACCAGUUGGAGCAGCAGUGUUCUCAGUGGGAUAAGAGUUUCGGCUCAGGGCCUUUCCAAUGA